Messenger RNA from Hippocampus zosterae (dwarf seahorse), 5942 nucleotides. RefSeq names its product adhesion G protein-coupled receptor L2a (gene adgrl2a). NCBI's taxonomy places the organism in Eukaryota, Metazoa, Chordata, Actinopteri, Syngnathiformes, Syngnathidae. Gene Ontology annotation, molecular function: carbohydrate binding; G protein-coupled receptor activity. The transcript has 22 exons. Gene Ontology annotation, cellular component: neuron projection; membrane. The record is from RefSeq and is a predicted model, not a curated record. Gene Ontology annotation, biological process: cell surface receptor signaling pathway; adenylate cyclase-activating G protein-coupled receptor signaling pathway; brain development. Bases 1429 to 5646 code for a protein of 1405 amino acids.
GUACAGCAAAAUAAUUGUUUGCAGUCUGACCUAGACUUUCACCUGAUUUUUUUUAGGAUAUGCAUUGUAAUUGAAUACUUACGAUCCAUGUUAAUAUCCAAUUUGAUAUUUGAUUCUUAUUGAUACAGUUAAAAGGCAAUAUCAGCACAUUGUUAUUGUAGAGUGUGCACACAAAAUGAACACACACGUGAUAAUGUAUUUAAAAUGUAUUGAACAUAUCUAGAUUUCAUUUUUAAUAUUCCUUCUCUGGAAUCUCCUGGGGUAACAGACACACACGCACACACGUGAAACUGUCAAGUUAAAAAUGCAAAAUGGAUGGAUUAACAUGGAUGGAAAAUACAAAUGAUAAUUUUGUAAUUGAUUGAUUAUGCCUUCCAGGAAUUUCCACCGACCUGCUUCCUGAGUGAGCUAUUUUCCCUGGCAUUUAGCUCAGCAUUGAAAUGACACCAAUUUACAAUUUUCUUUAAGAUGGAGCUGUCAAUCUAUAUUUGUUUUCAUUUGUGGUACCUGUAUUUUUUCUGAACACUGAUGGGUGGAGUGAUUUUCUUUUCAUAGUGCCUGCAGUCAGGUCGUGAAUUUUAACACAAUUAGGCCUGUUAAUUGCAAUUUAAAGGAGAAAUUUGCAGUUUUAAAAAACAAACACAAUGUGUCAUAAUUCUUGAACCGGUGAUUAUGGUUAGACCUUUGUCGUCACAAUAGUAGUAGUAGCAGCCUCACAUAAUCCCAGCAUUUUAUUUGUAAACUGUUACUGUAACAGAAAAUAUUAUAAUUUUGAACUCUUACUUUUUUGGGAUGCCGCAGGGGUCUGGCUGUGAUGUAGGUGCCAGUAACUGUGUGACAAAUGAUUGACACCUCAAAAAUCACUCCUUCCCUCUCAGAUUAGUUGUGUUUUCCUCUGGUGCGAUGGUUUCUUGUAUAUGAACACAGAGGCACAAGAUUCAACUAGAUGGCUGAUAUUUUUCCACAUAUUAUACGUAGCAUGUAGUGAAGUCUGUGAAGUAGUAAUGGCUGUUUAUACAAAUAUGACCAACAAAUGUGUUUGUGUUUUAAUUGCGACCACUCUUUUUAAUAGUUAGUUGAUCCAACAGUUAAAUACAAUAUUUGACUUAUUUUCAGUUCAGACAAGAUGAUUUAAAUUUAACAUGCUUAACUACUAUCAAGAUAUGAGCAUGAGAAACUGCGCGAUUCAACAUUAAUCCACCCACCACUGUUCUUUUUUUUGUAUUUAUGAAUUAUGUACAGUGUUUGAUGUACAUCUUCACCUUCUACAGGACCAUGGCAAUGGAUUUUUCAAAUGUUGCUGUUUUCUCUAAUUAGGUCAACCUAUCCUUAUCCAUAUGUCAGCUGUGUCUCCAUGUGUAACGAUGGAAGUUAAUACAUAUUAAUCUCUUUUCCCCCCCUCUCCCAUCCUUUUCAUUCUCUCUUCCAAUGCUUAAAAUAGAAGUGGAGCAAAAAGUUUUUCUUUGCCCCGGGACUCUGAAAGCUGUCGCGGAACCCUCCUUUCAGUUUGAAGCGGAGCAACAAGCUGGCGCCUGGUGCAAAGAUCCACUGCAAGCUGCUGACAAGAUCUACUUCAUGCCUUGGACUCCUUAUAGGACAGACACUCUAAUUGAAUAUUCCUCCCUGGAUGACUUCCAAAAUGCCCGCCAAACAGUUACCUACAAGCUGCCGCACCGGGUGGACGGGACCGGAUUUGUGGUCUACGAUGGUGCCGUGUUUUUCAACAAAGAACGUACCCGCAACAUCGUCAAGUUUGAUCUGCGAACUCGAAUCAAAAGCGGGGAAGCGAUCAUCAACAAUGCCAAUUACCAUGACACAUCACCCUAUAAGUGGGGUGGUAAAACAGACAUUGACCUGGCCGUAGAUGAGAAUGGCCUCUGGGUGAUCUACGCGACAGAGCAGAACAAUGGCAUGAUAGUCAUCAGCCAGUUGAACCCCUACACGCUACGGUUUGAGGCGACGUGGGAGACGGCCUAUGACAAACGUUCAGCCUCCAAUGCCUUCAUGGCCUGCGGAGUACUCUACGUGGUCCGUUCCACCUAUGAGGACAAUGAAAGCGAAGUCAGCAAGAGCAUGAUCGAUUACAUCUAUAAUACCAAGCAGAACCGUGGGGAAUAUGUUGAUCUCCACUUUCCCAACCAGUAUCAAUACAUUGCAUCUGUGGAUUAUAAUCCGCGAGAUAACCAGCUCUAUGUGUGGAAUAAUUUCUACAUCCUGAGGUACAAUCUGGAGUUUGGGCCACCGGAUCCAGCACAUGCUCCGCCUUUAUCUCAGGCCAGCGUGUCCCCCCAGCCUCUGAGAACGACAACCGCCACCACAACAACCACAGUGCACCGGGGAGUGGCCAACAACACUACCACCACAACAGGGCCCAAAGAGGGCGGCAAGGGAGCGGCCAAGCCCCCUCCAAUGAUUCUGCAGACUACAUCCCCGCCGCCCCUGGAGUCGUUCCCUUUGCCCGAGCGCUUCUGCGAGGCCACUGAGAGAAGAGACAUCAUGUGGCCUCAGACCCAGCGGGGCAUGCUGGUGGAGCGACCUUGCCCUAAGGGAACCCGAGGCACAGCAUCUUAUUUAUGUGUACUUUCCACUGGGACCUGGCACCCUAAGGGCCCCGAUCUCAGCAACUGUACCUCCCACUGGGUCAACCAGGUAGCCCAGAAGAUCCGCAGCGGCGAAAAUGCAGCAAACUUGGCCAACGAGCUAGCAAAGCACACAAAAAACCCGAUCUACGCAGGGGACGUCAGCUCCUCAGUGCGCCUCAUGGAGCAGCUGGUGGACAUCUUGGAUGCUCAGUUGCAGGAGCUACGGCCGAGUGAGAAGGACUCUGCAGGACGGAGCUUCAACAAGCUUCAAAAACGAGAGAGGACAUGCAGGGCGUACAUGAAGGCCAUUGUAGAUACAGUGAACAACCUGCUCCGACCCGAGGCACUGAAGUCCUGGAAGGACAUGAACAGCACGGAGCAGACGCAUGCUGCCACCAUGUUACUGGACACCUUGGAGGAAGGCGCCUUUGUGUUCGCCGAUAACUUGAUGGAGCCCGCCAUCGUUAAAGUUCCUGCAGACAAUAUAAUCCUGGAUGUCUAUGUGCUCAGCACAGACGGUCAGGUACAGGAUUUCAAAUUCCCACAAUCCACAAAGGGGGGAAUCUCCAUCCAGCUUUCGGCCAAUACCAUUAAGCUCAACAGUCGCAAUGGAGUUGCAAAGCUGGUGUUUGUCCUCUACAAGAAUUUAGGGCAGUUUCUCAGUACAGAAAACGCCACUAUUCAGAUGCCCAACGACGCUUACGGACACAACGUGUCCGUUAAUUCCGACAUCAUUGCUGCCUCAAUCAACAAAGAAUCCAGCCGAGUUUUCAUCAAUGACCCAGUGGUUUUUACCUUGGAGCACAUAGAUAUGGAGCACUACUUCAACUCCAAUUGCUCCUUCUGGAAUUAUUCCGAGCGGAGUAUGAUGGGCCACUGGUCCACGCAAGGCUGCAAACUCCUUGAGUCCAAUAAAACACACACGUCUUGCUCCUGCAGCCACCUCACCAACUUCGCCAUCCUCAUGGCCCACCGCAAAAUCUCGGUCAACAGACAACAUGAGCUGCUGUUGACUGUCAUCACCCGCGUGGGCAUCGUGGUGUCGCUCGUCUGUCUAAGCCUGAGCAUCUUCACCUUCUGCUUUUUCCGAGGCCUGCAGAGCGAUCGCAACACCAUCCACAAGAACCUCUGCAUCAAUCUCUUCCUCGCCGAGUUAAUAUUCCUAAUUGGUAUCGAUAUGACAGAGCCCAGGAUUGGUUGUGCAAUCAUUGCGGGGAUCCUCCACUUCUUCUUCUUGGCUUCCUUUUCCUGGAUGUGUUUGGAGGGAGUCCAGCUGUACCUCAUGCUGGUGGAAGUCUUUGAAAGUGAAUACUCGCGGAAAAAGUACUACUACGUAUCUGGUUACCUAUUUCCCGCCAUCGUGGUCGGCGUCUCCGCAGCGAUCGACUAUGGAAGCUAUGGGACAGAAAAAGUAUGCUGGCUCAAUGUGGAUAAUCAUUUCAUCUGGAGUUUCAUAGGACCUGUCACUUUUAUCAUCAUGCUCAAUCUGAUUUUCCUGGUCAUCACCAUGUACAAAAUGGUGAAGCACUCAACCACCCUGAAACCAGACUCGAGCCGACUGGAGAAUAUCAAUAAUUAUCACGUUUGUGACGGCUACUAUAAUACUGAUUUGCCUGGCUAUGAAGAUAAUAAACAGUUUAUCAAAUCCUGGGUCAUGGGUGCCUUUGCGCUUCUCUGUUUGCUGGGUCUGACCUGGUCCUUUGGACUCUUCUUCAUCAAUGAGGCCUCCAUUGUCAUGGCAUAUCUCUUCACUAUAUUUAACGCCUUCCAGGGGAUGUUUAUCUUCGUUUUCCACUGCCUCCUCCAGAAAAAGGUCCGCAAAGAGUACAGCAAGUGUUUCCGUCACACGUACUGUUGUGGAAGGCUGCCAACUGAGAGCUCGCAUGGCUCAGCAAAGACUUCCACGACACGGACAAGCGCACGCUACUCCUCUGGUACCCAGAGUCGAAUCAGGAGAAUGUGGAAUGACACCGUAAGAAAGCAAUCUGAGUCCUCUUUUAUCUCAGGUGACAUCAACAGCACCUCCACCCUUAACCAAGGAAUGACCGGGAAUUAUCUACUUACAAAUCCUCUUCUUCGACCACAAGGCUCUAACAACCCUUAUAACACCUUACUGGCUGAGACAGUUGUGUGUAACACGCCCACGGCUCCAGUGUUUAACUCUCCAGUGACCUACAGAGAGACAAGGCACUCACUGAACAAUGUGGUGAGGGAUACAAGUGCAAUGGAUACUCUACCGCUAAAUGGUAACUUUAACAACAGCUACUCACUCCGCAGUGCGGACUUCGGCGACAGUGUACAGGUGGUCGACUGCGGACUCAGUCUGGACGACGCUGCCUUCGAGAAAAUGAUCAUCUCUGAGCUUGUACACAACAACCUGCGUGCCUGUAACAAAAUCCACCAACAGCAGCCCCCCGAUUUGCCUCACGCUCCCCAUCACCACCAUCGCCCUCAACAGCAGCAGCUGCCUCCCCCGCCGCUGCAGUACCACCACCAUCCCCACCACAACACGGAGCGGGCUCCACCCAAGGUGACAGCGGUGGGUGGCAGCAGCAGCGAAGAUGACGCCAUUGUCGCCGACGCUUCUUCUUUGGUGCACAUGGGCGAAGCGGUGGGCCUCGAGCUGCACCAUCAGCACGAGCUGGAGGCCCCGCUCAUCCCCCAGCGAACUCACUCGCUUCUGUAUGCCCCUGAGAAGAAGGUGCGGAUUGAUGAGGGAGUGGAAACCCUUGUAGGCCAGCUGACGCCCGACAACAACGACCAGGAAAGUUUGCAGUCUCCAAACAGAGACUCCCUGUACACUAGCAUGCCCAACCUGAGGGACUCUCCUUAUCCGGAGAGCAGUCCGGAAGUUGUGGAGGACUUGUCCCCAUCCAAGAGGAGCGAGAAUGACGACGUUUACUACAAGAGCAUGCCUAACUUAGGAGCCGGACACCAGUUGCAGGCCUAUUACCAGAUAGGCAAAAGGACAAGUGAUGGUUACAUUAUCCCCAUCACUAAAGACGGCUGCAUACCGGAGGGUGAUGUACGGGAAGGACAGAUGCAGCUAGUCACAAGCCUUUAGAUGUAUUAAAAUGAACAACCAGACCUUCUCUUGGCCAUUUUCAGCCGUUUGGUGGACAAACUAGUCAAGGAAGCAGGUGUGUCAUUGGAACUAGCCAUUGAGCGCUCUGCUUCCCCAAACAGGUCACUUCCACUCUUUUCAGCCAAUGUGCUGCAACGUUUUAUUAAAAGUGUACAUAAAAUACAGAAUUUUCAUUUUUAGAGAUAAGCCAAUUAUGUAUUUAAAUGUGCUGCUGCUGUCAAAACUGUACGGUACCAUAAUAGAAAUGGAAAAGGACAAAAAAAAAAAAAAAAGAA